Messenger RNA from Clavispora lusitaniae ATCC 42720, 729 nucleotides. It is a transcript of the gene PNC1, whose product is annotated as nicotinamidase. Lineage: Eukaryota; Fungi; Ascomycota; Pichiomycetes; Serinales; Metschnikowiaceae. The record is from RefSeq and is a predicted model, not a curated record.
AUGAUCAAGGUGGCGGUUAUCGUUAUUGAUGUCCAGGAAGAUUUUCUCCCUCCAAACGGAACGUUAGCAGUUCCCGAUGGUCGCGAUGUGAUCUCUCCCAUCUGCAACAUCCUUAAUGCUGGAAGAUACCCGUGGCUGGCUGUGGCGAUAACCCAGGAUUGGCAUCCCGAAACCCAUUGCCUGUUUGCAUCAAAUCAUAAUGUCGAACCGUAUUCAGAACUUGAGUUCAAACAUCCUCUCGGAGAGAAAAACGGCACAACAUGUGAAGUGAAGACACAAACGCAGACAGUUUGGCCAAUCCACUGCGUACAAGGUCUGCCGGGGGCACAAGUGGAGAAACAAGUAUGGGAACAUUUUGAGCGCAUCCGCAAACAUCUUCCCUCUGCAGUUGUGAAGAAAGGCUACUUGGAGGACAGAGAGUACUAUCUGUGUUUCUGUGACUGCUGGAAAUUGCAUAGAACAGAGAUGACAGAAUUCCUUCAAGAAAAUCAAAUCACCGAUGUUGUGUUCGUGGGUCUUGCUUACGACUACUGUGUACUCCACUCGGCCACAGACUGUCUGGAAUCUGGCUUCAACACAUAUGUGAUCAAAGACUGCUGCCGCAGCGUUUUCCCAGACCGCAUUGCCCAAACAGAAAAGCAAUAUAGCGAUGCGGGUGUUCGGCUUUUUGAUGACGCUGAUAGUCUUCUUAAACAUUUCGAGGAGUGUAGUAGAAGACAUGCGGGUUAG